Sphaeramia orbicularis (orbiculate cardinalfish) is the source of this 3438-nucleotide messenger RNA. RefSeq names its product bromodomain containing 8b (gene brd8b). The record is from RefSeq and is a predicted model, not a curated record. Bases 34 to 2358 code for a protein of 774 amino acids. Gene Ontology annotation, cellular component: NuA4 histone acetyltransferase complex. The transcript is spliced from 19 exons. Gene Ontology annotation, molecular function: protein binding. Lineage: Eukaryota; Metazoa; Chordata; Actinopteri; Kurtiformes; Apogonidae.
GGAAGUUGGGCUCACGGCCUGAUCACAAAAGAAAUGGCGAGCGGUAUCGGGAAACACAAGAUCCUGAAUGUGGGCCCAACAGAGCCCUGGUCAGUCAGGGAGAAACUAUGCCUGGCUUCUUCUGUUAUGAGGAGCGGUGACCAAAACUGGGUGUCUGUAAGUAGAGCCAUCAAGCCUUUUUCAGAAUCUGGUCGUCCACCUGACUGGUUCUCACAAAAGCACUGUGCCUCACAAUACUCUGAGCUGCUAGAAGCCACAGAAGCACCAAAGCGGAAACGUGGUGAGAAGGGUGAAGUGGUUGAGACCAUUGAAGAUGUCAUCGUUCGUAGGCUGACAGCGGAGAGAAUAGAGGAGCUGAAAAAAUUACUGCGAGACACACAGGAACAAUACAGGAAGUUAAAGAAGGAGGUGGAUCUGAUACAGACUGGACACAUGGACACCCAGCUAAAAGAGCUGUGGGCAGAGAUCACACUAAAGAAAAAACAGGAUGAAGAGGAAGCAGAGCAGAAGAGGAAAGCUACAGAAACAGCCUACCAGGCUCGUCAGGCUGCUAAAAACACCCCUAAACGUCUGCCCAGUGUAACUGUACGGUCCCCUUUGGGUGCUAGUCCACCCAACCUGGACUCUCAGGCUGACUCGUCAGUCCCCACACCACCCAUGGACCCUGGAGGCGUGGCCUCAGAUGACACCAGCACCCACUCUGUUGCCCAGGGGGUCGGAGUGUUUUUACCAGUGGCAGAGGCUCCGGGGCCUAAAGACGCAGGCCUGGCUGCACUCGUAGAUGAUUCACCCCAAAAAAGACUCCUAACCCAGAAGGCUACACCGCCGCCGUCACCUCUCCUGUCAGAACUCCUAAAAAAGGGCAAUCUGAUCUCAGCCAGCCCCCGCCUGGUUGCAGAUGGAGAUGCUACAGGAAGCCUUACCAAUGGAGUACAGACCUCUACCACAGCCACUGCCUUACCACCUGGUCAUGAGGUCAUCACAGAGGGUGAAGCAGAAGCUGCAGUGAAGGCAGAGCUUGGUGAGGAGACAAGUUUGGUAGAAGAGGACCUUGUAGCAGUGUCUUACAUGGGUGAUGAACUGGACCUGGAGACAGUAGGAGACAUCAUUGCCAUCAUAGAGGAAAAGGUCGAUGAUUCUGUGGAGGCUUUGGAUGCAGCCGCUGUGGAAGCCGCUCUGUCUCUGUGUGAAGAGGCAGUCUCAGAAGGACACACCCUCCCCGGACCCUGGGAGACCCAGGAACUGAAGCCUUCAGACCCCACACCAACAGUCCCAGAUCCAGACCCCACGCAGGAUCCUCACGACGUGGCCUCAAUGUCAGCCCCGGCCCAGGCCGUCUUAGAAACACAGAAUCAACCCGAUACUAAAAGAGAGGAACAGCACAAGGGAAACUGUGAUGGAGCUGAGGUGACAGGAUGUGACGUCACCUCCUCUGCAGCAUCUGAUGACGGUGCAACAGGAAAUGAAGUCACAGAAGAAGGAGCAGCAGGGAAGGAAGCCACUGAAACAACGGUGAAGAGUGAGGGAGAGGAGUGGAGCCAGCCCGAGCCCAACCCGCCUUGUUUAGACUCUGAGGACAGCUCUGUGUCUGGAAAAGAGUCAAAGGAGGUGAAGGAGGAGGAGGCGGGGAGCGAAGCUGACCCUGAGGAAGGGAUGGAGCUGAAGGAGGAGUGUGGGGAGGGAGAGGGUCCAUAUCUGUCAGAGGUGGAGAGGGCAGCCAGUGAGAGUGAAGACGGCUAUGGCCCGGCCUCCCAGCGCUACACAGCUGAUUCACUGGCCAGCAGCCCUGCAUCAUCCUCCCAGCUAUCUACAUGUGGUGAAGACCAGGAGGCUGUGCAGGCUCAGAAGAUCUGGAAGAAAGCCAUUAUGCUGGUGUGGAGAGCUGCGGCCAACCACAGGUAUGCAAGUGUAUUCCUGCAGCCUGUGUCAGAUGACAUUGCACCUGGUUACCAUAGCAUUGUACACAGACCCAUGGACCUUUCAGCCAUUAAGAAGAACAUCGAGUCCGGUGUGAUCCGGACGACGGCUGAGUUUCAGCGUGACAUCAUGCUGAUGUUUCAGAAUGCGGUCAUGUACAACUCGUCGGACCAUGACGUCUAUCACAUGGCUCUGGAGAUGCAGCGAGACGUCCUGGAGCAUGUCCAGCAGUUCCUCGCCACGCAGCUAAUCAUGCAGACCUCAGAGAGCGCCAUCUCCGCCAAGAGCCUCCGCGGCAGAGAGGGAACCCGUAAACCAGGAGAGCCAGCCGAGAAGGACAGUGUCCCAAUGGCCUCUCCUGCUUUCCUUCUCUCUCUCUUUGACGGAGGCACCAGGGGUCGCCGUAGUGCCAUGGAGGCCGACCUUAAAAUGAAGAAAUAGACUGGUGUUUCAGAGAACAAGCAGCUCAGACAAAGAGCUGCUGUUUCUAUCAGAGAAGGUGGAACUGAUUAAUGGUCACUCUGGUUGUGUUCUGAGAAGGACUGUCUGUGGUCCUGGUGUGUGCAUAUACACACUUACUCAUUCAUGUUUGUAGGAGAAGGUAUCUGAAGGAUUGUCUGAGUGACAGCACGCAUCAAGCUUCUUCUUCUUCUCCCUCCAAGUCCCCCCACCCCCGCACCCCCAAAGGUAUUUCACCAGCGACACCAGUAGUUCAUGAUUUCCCUCUGCUGAGACGUUUAAGAGAGAAAGCAUUUUCACCAGCAAAAAAUAUUAGUUUGGGAACAAGUGAUGAAGAGCACCUCAGCUCUUUUGUCAGACUUUAUGUUGAAACACAGAUGUAUCAAUACUAUGACUGUAUUUGUGCCAUAAAGAGACAGAGCGUCUUUCUCUCUGUUGUAGUAAAAUGAACCUUUUCUCUGUGGUUUUAGCCAAUUAACUGAAAGCUGCAUAUACAUGUCUGCUACUGUCUUCUGAAGUAAAUAUUCUUAGAUUUACCAAAUACCCUCAGAGAGCUUCCAUAAAUAAAGGAUACUGCAUUUAUGGAGGACAAGAAAUCUAAUUAAACUCCAGGCCUUUACAGGAAAUAAAUUGUCACUCACUGGUAAUUUGACAGUGUGGUGUUGUACUACAGCUCUAAGUACUUGAAAAAGUCUCUGUACUGGUGCAUUCAGGUACAAUAAAGUAUCUUAAAACUGUCAAAGUAUACUGAUAAUGGUUAGCAGUAAUGUAAAAUACAUGUGACUUAAUGGGCUAAAACAUUGUACGUGGGACUCGUUGCUGAAAUAGUGUUGAUGCAUCUUGAUAUUUCACUUAAGAUGUAGCCAGAAUGUGCAAAACGUGCAGUGUAAAUAGAAAAGACCUGUUUGUGUAAUGUGUAUUAGAUGGGAGUACAAACUAGAUUUUUGUACCUGUGUGAUGGGUCAUGUAGAGUUUUUUGUUUUUGUUUGCAUAGCUGAUACAUGUAUCAUGUUCUGUUGUACAUUUGUUAAAUAAAAGAUUAUUCUUUUCAGGUCAAACUUC